Messenger RNA from Coccidioides posadasii C735 delta SOWgp, 1287 nucleotides. RefSeq lists its product as uncharacterized. Gene Ontology annotation, biological process: regulation of DNA-templated transcription. Gene Ontology annotation, molecular function: zinc ion binding; DNA-binding transcription factor activity, RNA polymerase II-specific. The record is from RefSeq and is a predicted model, not a curated record. Lineage: Eukaryota; Fungi; Ascomycota; Eurotiomycetes; Onygenales; Onygenaceae.
AUGUCAGGUCAUCGAAAGGGCAUACCACAUUUGCCAAAGCGAUACGCGUGCGAUCGAUGUCGAAAACAUAAACUCCGUUGUCCUCGAGAAGCCCAGGCUGGCGAUUCGUGCCCACGGUGUUUGCGCGCAGGCGCACAGUGUGUUACAAGCACAGCCCUGCCAUUAGGUCGCCCUGCUCGGUCCAGGACGGGAACACCAUCCACCCAAACAACUGAAAGAGUACGUAAAAGGGAUCAGAGUGGCAGCGGCAACAUCGUAUUUCGCACUUCUAGACAACAGCAAUAUGUGCAUUCGGGUCCUGAUCUUACUGCUGUACCACCAGCAGAGAGAGCUCAUGGAGAGAUAGCUACAGAACAUUCCCAGGGGCCCUUGGAUAAAUCAUUGUCCUGGUUUCAAACGAGCGAUCCUGAUAUACCUGGAUUUGAGCCAGGUACGCUCUUGGAAAUCCCAGAUGCAGAUAGUAGUUUCGGUGACUCCAUGAUGCGUAAUGCCAAUGGGCCGGAUAUACCUCCUUCGUCUGGGAGUACACUAAUUGGCUUCCACGUGCCGGAGGUUCUUAUCCAGCCCUGGAACCGUGGACGUACUGAUAGCCAGAACGACAUGUUGCGCGAGGGUGGCACCGGCCUGGGAAGCGGUUCCCUUCAGCAUGUUGGAUGUGGAGACGGUUUACAGAAGCCGGGCCCAGAAAAUAAGAGCCAGCUUGGAGAACUGCUGCAGAGAACGUCAAAGAUUUUAGGUAUCCUACAAGCUUCUGCACUUUCCAAAAACUGCUUUGCCUUCAGUAACCUAUCGACCACAUCUGGCCCCAGAUCUAUUCAUUCACAACCUACUUCUAUAAUGGGACCAUCCGUCCACGCCACUUCUUCUCCUCAACGGACACCGGCUCCUAGCUCGACGACAAGACGGCUGAUGGAACUUAAUACCUCGGAGCCAAAGUUAGACACUGCUACCAUCCUCAUUAUUUCAGCAUAUUACAUCCAGAUCAUCCAGAUAUACAAUGUCAUCUUUGCUCAGUCUCAUUUGGAAUUCUACCAGACGUCAGGGCCAUCAAUUUCACGCCUCCAGGUGCUCCCAGGCCCGCAACUCGGACUGCCUCUCGAACACGGCGGCAUGCGAGCUGAAUUCAUGAUCCAGGCCAUCAACCACUUGCUGGAUCGCGUCGAGAUACUACAGGGCAUGCCCCCAAAAUUUAGGCUUAACCCUACUCGGGGGUUCGAAGUUGGUUUUCAUGGUUUGGAGCUAACAACUCUAUGUAUUACGAACGACUAUGAAUCAAAGAGGAAAUAA